Molecule: messenger RNA, 2427 nt
Organism: Mesorhabditis spiculigera
Lineage: Eukaryota; Metazoa; Nematoda; Chromadorea; Rhabditida; Rhabditidae
Source: the annotation of a GenBank genome assembly
AUGUCUCUCGAGGCGAAGGAUUGCCAACGCCUUCAGCGCUAUCUGAUGGACAGUAGCGACGAGGAGCAAGACAUGGUCAUGGGACCCACUGGAUGGAUGGGCAAGCCUCGACUCGAGAAUCUGAGCCUCAUCGGAACCUCCCAAACGAAGAAACCCGCCAAAAAGGUGAUCCCCAAAAAGCGUAAGAUCAUUGUGGAAUCUGAUGACGACGGCGGGCAGCCAGAUUACACCAAGGCGACGACGCUACGCCAGCAGCACGAUCAGGCUGUGAAAAGGAAGAAACACGCGAAAAAAGCCCUAGACGACGAGUUCUCGGAUGAAGCGCCAACGUUCUCCGACGAUGAGAACGACAACCGAAAGGCCGACCAGUUUUCGGAGGACGAAUUCAGCGCUCCCGAGGAAGGAAAACCGACAAAGAAACGCGUGAAAAGAGAGCACGAAGAAUGCCUGAUGUAUUUCAACUCACUCAAAGAGGAACAGCUCUCCGAAAUGCCGAAAGUCACGAAGAAGCUGUCCGAGCUGCUCAUCGCCAAUCAGCCGUACCAGGAUUUUGAGCAAUUGACGUCAAAACUCGGGAAAGAGCGUGGCGGUCGUGUGAUGAUCGAGGGAUACUUGGAAGAUCUGAGAAAGCGAGGAAUACUACGGCGUAUCCUCGAUUAUUGCAAUGUUGAUUCCACCAAUGUGGCCAAAGACUUCGAGAAUGUGCAGAACGACGUCACGGUGCCAAGUCUUCUCAAUAAAGACUACCAACUGCACCGCUAUCAGCGCGAAGGUCUCAAUUGGUUGAUAAUGAUGCACAAGAAGAAGUUGAGCUGUAUUCUGGCUGAUGAAAUGGGUCUCGGCAAGACGAUCCAAAUCAUUGCGUUUUGCGCGUGGUUGAAGGAGAACAAUGUGAAGGGCACUCAGAUGAUCAUCGUCCCGUCUUCUACUAUUGAGAAUUGGAUGGCCGAGAUUCAGAAAUGGUGUCCUUCUUUGAAGUUGUUGACGUACUACGGAACCCAAGAUGAGCGCUAUCAAAUGCGGGUAUCCGUCAAAAGGAAUCAGACUCCCGUGGAUAUCCUGUUGACCACCUACAAUUUGGCGACAAAACCCGACGAUAGGAAGAUUCAGAAGCAAUUUAAGAUAAACUACGUAAUCUACGAUGAGGGCCAUAUGCUGAAGAAUUGUGGCUCGCAACGUUUCCAACAAAUGAUCACUAUUCAGAGCAAUCGAAAGAUCCUUCUGACGGGCACCCCACUACAGAACAAUCUCAUCGAACUGAUCUCACUGAUGUAUUUUGUGAUGAAGGACAUCUUUGACAAAUAUUGCGAUGAUAUGAAGGAAUUGUUGGCCCAUUUCAAACAGCAAGGUGGCCGCGUCUCGGAUUCCAGCGAACAAGCGAUGUAUCAACGUGAUCGUAUCGAACAGGCAAAGGCCAUCCUUGAGCCCUAUGUCCUCAGGAGAAUCAAGUCACAGGUACUCACCGAAUUGCCAUCAAAAACCGAGGAAACUGUGACGAUUGAGAUGACGGAUCACCAAGUGAUGCUCUACAAUUUCCAGCUUGAGGAUUCCACUGAGCUACAAAGUGCGGAUGGUGUCAAACUGCGUGAGCUGUACACUGGACUCAUGCGUCUUAGACAGGCGGCCAAUCAUCCCCUGCUCACGCGUUCUAUCUACGACGAUGACGAAUGCCUGAAAAUUGCCAAGAAGCUGCGCAAGGAGCGCGGCUACGAGAAGAAGCAAACGGAACAUAUCGCCCAGGAUCUCACGUGUCUCUCCGAUUUUCAGAUUCACAACAUUUGUGCUAAGUUUACCUCAACUGCCGAAUUCCUACUGGACGAUCAGCUGGCGCUUUGCAGUGGAAAAUGCGCAUAUUUGGAUAAGGAGCUGACGCGCAUCAAGGAAUUGGGCGAGAAAGUGCUAGUGUUCUCCCAAUUCACGGAAAUGCUCGACAUUCUGGAAACGUAUAUGGAAGUGAAGGGACAUUCCUUUUUGAGAUUGGAUGGACAGACACCAGUUCUUGAUAGACAAGAUCUGAUCAAUGAAUUCAACGAGGAUCCCUCGAUAUUCGUCUUCCUUCUGUCGACUCGUGCUGGUGGAUUGGGCAUCAAUCUGACGGCCGCCAAUCAUAUCAUCAUUCACGACAUCGAUUUCAACCCCUAUAAUGAUAAACAGGCCGAAGAUCGUUGCCAUCGCCUGGGUCAGAAGAAGCCAGUGCAUGUUGUUCGGCUUGUUUCCAAAUAUACGGUGGAGGAGGGCAUGGAAAGAUUGGCAAAACGGAAGUUGGAACUCGAACGGGAAGUGACCGUGGCCACCCGCGGAGCAGCUCAAGCCACCAGCAGCAGCACAGCGGAUGGAACGGAGGGCCAUAGUGAGGAGGAGGAAGAUGCGAAUGAAUUGAGACAGAUCAUGGCACAGGCCACCAAGAUUCCAAGAUCCCAAAACAAA